AUGUUUCUGUGGUUUCUCUCUUCCAUAUGUGCGCUGUACGGGGGAUCCGCGGACGACUCGCUCCAGUGGUACAGAUGUUGCUACCAAAAAUUUUCCCACUUUAAACGAAGGCGUAUACAAAAUCUGCGGGUGGAAUUAGCUUCAAUCGCAAAGCUGGAAGCUGAGGUUUCCAAGCGGUUGAGGUGCCUACGGAGCGGAUCACCUCGUGAGCACACAACAGCAAGUCACCUCUUCCCUUCAACGUCAACCGCUGCUACACAUGGCUCAGCAUCGCAGGCAGUGGGUGAGUUCCCCGGCACAUCCGAGGACAGCGACACGUCUCUCCCGACCUCAGAUGACGGAGCCAUCCCGGGAUGUUCCUGGUGGCCGGCAUGUUCGACGGAACCAGGAGAGGUGUCGAACCAACCCGCGGCCAUACCCUUGUGUCAUCCUGGGUCUGGUAUUCUGAAGUUAGAGGACCAACUGAAGGACCUUAGAGAAAAGAAGCAAGGACUCCUUCGGAGACGGCACGAUAUAAGAAAAAAAUGGGGAACACAAGAGGGAUAUACACGAAUCAGAAUGAGAAAUUUAAAUUCGCGACGGAAGAAGAAAGGCACCAAACAGCUUGAAUUAACACAAGAGGUCCUCGAGCGCUAUUCCGAGGCGUACAAACAGCAAUCAUUCAAUCACUUUAAAUUACUAGAAGAUCUUGAAGCACAAAUAAAGGGUAUUUCCAAGGAGGAACGACUAAUUGUGGCUGAAAUACGCUCUUUGGGAUCCAGCACUGAUGGGGCUGAGGGACAGGAAUCUCGGGCACCUCCAUGGGUCAGUUCAGGGGGAACAGAAGCGGCUCCCAUGGUGACUGACCCACCGGCGCUGGUUACCCGGAAGCAGGGGCGAAUGCCGCAGUCAUCCUUUCAGACAGAACCUGGCUUCGGUAUGAUGUCGCCAGAGUAUGAUGUGCCGCGUAGCGCUGCUCCGUCCUCUAUGCUACAAGUGAUGCCAACCACGACGACCGGAUGCGCUUCAGCGUGGACGUCCCUUCCACUCCGUAACUGGGAGACAGUGGCAACAGGGGGCGGCACAACACCGGCCCGAUCGACGCCGAGAACAUCUGAACUGCUCUACCAUGGGAAAUCACACAGGGGGCAGCACGUCGAGGCGGCUGCGUCCCCGUCAAUCCUUGUGCAACCUCAAACCCGAGCGCCACGGCUGUCUGAGCAGUGGCGGACGGUUGAGCCGCUGGCGGCCGCAUCAGCCGUCCCGUGCAGCAGCGGGGCAGGAGGCGGACCUGAAUACUCUCACCGUCAAUUCCUCGAACACCAAGAAGCUGACCAUUCUGCUGCAACAGCGCACUCUGAGAAUGACAUUCCUGAAGACGUUCUGGAGUUCAUUUUGUCACACACCACGUCAGGAAAGGCUGGCGCUGCGGCCACCCAUGAUCCGACCGCGGAAAUUGGGCCCUCACAAACUCAGCGAUGGUUUCCUCCGAAUUCGUCGCCGCCGAUCGGCGUCCAACCUGAGCCGCAUCCAAUCCUCUCUCAUUGGUGGCCCCGGCCGUCAUCGACUUCGUCCGUCGGAAGCACUUCAGGUUCGGGACUGUUUGAUCCUGGCCGCCCGUCCCCGUCGACGUGGUUGACGGUGCCACAACCAACGCCACCCUUCCUGCCACAAUACUCUGCCUGGUUCGCGCCGUCCGUUGUCAUCCAGCCUCCUGACCCUCAACCGUCCGCUUCAGGGCAUCACAUGUUUUUCGCAAGGGCUCCGAUAGACCCACACAGUCAGCCACCACUGAGCCAUGAGACGUCGAUGAUCGUGCAGGCUCCGGGAUCAGCGUAUGGUCCACGUGCUCCAUCAGAUUCCGCUACCCGAAGAGGCACAGGCACACGAGGUUCACGUACACCCGGAAAUUCAUCUCCGGAGAGCAGGCGUUGA
This is a messenger RNA of Neospora caninum, 1914 nucleotides long. RefSeq lists its product as uncharacterized. The record is from RefSeq and is a predicted model, not a curated record. Lineage: Eukaryota; Apicomplexa; Conoidasida; Eucoccidiorida; Sarcocystidae. Bases 1 to 1914 code for a protein of 637 amino acids. The transcript is spliced from 5 exons.